Molecule: messenger RNA, 543 nt
Organism: Blepharisma stoltei
Lineage: Eukaryota; Ciliophora; Heterotrichea; Heterotrichida; Blepharismidae
Source: the annotation of a GenBank genome assembly
AUGUUCUUAUAUAUUUUAAUUAAAGCUUCUCCUAAUACUUCUUCUUUAGUUUUCUGUUCUGCUGGCUCUUUAAAGCACUUAUUUAAUUUAUGGUUAAGUAUUUUCUUAAGGACAUUGAUCAUAUGAGUAACUUUGUCUUGUGUUUGGCUGCUGCCUUCUGCUUUAGCAUUGGUAUUCCAUAGAUGUAAGCUGUCCUUAAGUGCUCUAUUUGAUUUAAAUACGCUGCGGAGUAAAGACUUCUUAUAUUUUUCAACUGUUUUAUCUUCAUUAUCUGCGAAUUCUCCAAUUGAUUUGUGAGUUUUAGCGAGCUUCCAUUUGAGCAAGGCAAUUUUUGGAGCAAUUUUCAUAUUAAUAGCGUUCAUUGCGAGGUUUUUGAAAACUGAAGACUGUUUGUCGCUUGGACCAAUUAUAAGGUCUCUCCAUUUUCUUAAGCUGUCUCGAGGCUGCUUUUGAAGAAUUUCCUUGACUACUGUGGCAGCGAGAUUUUUGGUUGCAUCAUCAGUUUUAUCUUUUUGCUUGUCUAGAGCUUUGGUUUUCCAAUAA